AUGGUGGUCUAUUCAUUCUAUAUAUUUGACCGUCACGCGGACUGUAUCUACAAGCGGAGAUGGUUGCCUACAGCUUCCACACCAAGUAAUUCAAGUCGGCCCGUUUCAGAGGCGACGACGGAUGGCAAUGUUGCUCGAUCCCGAAAGGCCCUGAGUGCUGAGGAUGAUGCCAAGCUUAUAUUCGGCACUGUCUUCUCCUUACGGAAUAUGGUACGAAAGCUUGGGGGAGAAGAUGAUACCUUUCUUUCAUAUCGAACCUCGCAGUAUAAGUUACACUACUACGAGACACCAACAAAUGCCAAAUUUGUCAUGUUGACUGAUACGAAGUCUGGGUCUAUGAGAAUAGCUUUGCAUCAAAUAUAUGUCAGUAUCUAUGUCGAGUAUGUGGUCAAAAACCCUCUGUCGCCGGUCGAACAUCCUGGAGGUAUAGGUGUCAACAAUGAACUGUUCGAGAUCACAUUGGAGCAAUUCGUGGAUCGAGUUCUGAACGCUACAUCCUGA
Molecule: messenger RNA, 501 nt
Organism: Endocarpon pusillum Z07020
Lineage: Eukaryota; Fungi; Ascomycota; Eurotiomycetes; Verrucariales; Verrucariaceae
Exons: 4
Coding region: 1-501 (166 amino acids)
Biological process (GO): endoplasmic reticulum to Golgi vesicle-mediated transport
Cellular component (GO): TRAPP complex
Source: RefSeq, a predicted model, not a curated record